AUGGGCCCGGGCGCGUGGCUGCGCUGCCUGGUGCUGGGCUGCUGCUUGGCCGGGCGCUGGGGCGGCGUCGGCGUGGCGCAGAGGCCGGCGUCGGCGGCCGCGCUGGGCGGCGGCGAGUACUGCCACGGCUGGGUGGACGCGCGCGGCGCCUACUCGGCGGGCUUCGCGUGCCCCGAGCGCUUCGACGCGCCCGACGCCGCUAUCUGCUGCGGCUCGUGCGCCCUGCGCUACUGCUGCGCCGACGCCGGCGCGCGACUCGAGCAGGGCGGCUGCACUAACGACCCGUCGCACGCGGAGCAGCCGGCCGGGAGCGCCCAACCAGUCUAUGUGCCGUUCCUGAUCGUCGGAUCAAUAUUCCUCGCCUUCCUUUUCGUGGGCUCCUUUGUCGCCGUUUAUUGCUGCACGUGCUUAAGGCCGAAGCAAACGUUGCCGCAGCCGAUCCGGUUUUCUCUCCGAAGCUACCAGAUGGAGACUUUGCCAAUGAUCCUGACCUCAACUAGCUUAAGGACUCCAUCCAGACAACCCAGCACUGCCGCCAGCUCAACUUGCACGGCCGGCGCUCUCGGCAGGUUUUCAUUUGCCAGGCCAGAGUCUGGCUCUACAGCGGCAUCUUCACCCCCACCUUACAUGCCAGGCUGCUUACAAAUGGGCCAGUCGGUCAGCCUCUCUCAGCCCUCUGGGUUUUUGGUGUCGGGACCAUAUUUCUCCUAUCCUUUGGACUCUGAGCCGUCUCUAACUGGGAAGAGCGUUCCGGAAACUUAGCCAGAGCUGAGCGAAGCGUUCAAAACAACCCUUUCGCUAAGAAGCACAAUGGGCUCCUGCGUUAAUGUGGUUUUCAUUGUGGUGUUCUCUGCUUAUGGAACUGAAAAUCACGUGAAUGGGUGAGUUACCCUUUAGAAAAAGUGUCAAUUAUUGCAGGAAUUUUCGUUUGGUAAAAGAGUACUGGUCUAAAACGCGUUGGACUUGUUGGAAUAAAAUGUACAUUCCCAACUGAUAUCAAUUUGGAGCAUAUCUGCAUUCAGAAAGUGUCACCUGACCAAUGUGUGUCAUUGUGUGAGUAAAGCAGCACAUUCCUGCCUUGCAGGGGGGUGGAUUAGAUGAUCCUCAGGGUCCCUUCCAACUCUACAAUUCUAUGAUUUUUGUGAUCUAAUAUGAGCAGAGUUCUGGCA
Molecule: messenger RNA, 1169 nt
Organism: Lacerta agilis (Sand lizard)
Lineage: Eukaryota; Metazoa; Chordata; Lepidosauria; Squamata; Lacertidae
Gene: SHISA3
Product: shisa family member 3
Exons: 2
Coding region: 1-762 (253 amino acids)
Source: RefSeq, a predicted model, not a curated record